UCGGACUGGCGGCACUUGGAGCAGGUGAAGAAGCAUCUUUGUUCCGGCUGUUGCUGCUGCUCUUUCUCCAAACGUGGGUCUGAGUCAGGAAAGGACAAGCAUUCUUCCUUUGCCGCUAGAGCUCCAGUGAACUGUUGCCCAGAUCCUAGGCACUUCAUAUAUUUCAUCUCACCCAUUAUUCCGUUUUCACUGUGUAAAUCACCUGCACAUUUGUAAUCCUGUGAAUCUUCCGCUCAAUGCCCAGAGCAGGGAUUGAAAAGGAAUUUCAAGUGUUUGAAAGAGGGCCCCCGCGGUCUGCGGGGAGCUGUCUGUGGUGCUGAAGCGUUCCAGGCGUUUGUCUCCACCACCACACGGAGUUAGACUGCACAUUUGCAUUCCCGGCUUUCUCAUUCCCCCACACUUUGGAUAAGACUAAUAUCAGGAUCGUGAAUAUCUCUUCAUAUCAUGGCCCCCGUGAGACACUUUCGGACAUUAGUUUCGGGAUUUUAUUUCUGGGAAGCAGCACUAUUACUCAGUUUGGUUGCAACAAAGGAAACAGAUAGUGCAAGAUCUCGAAGUGCUCCAAUGUCACCUUCUGACUUUUUGGAUAAAUUAAUGGGGAGGACAUCGGGGUACGAUGCAAGAAUCAGACCCAAUUUUAAAGGCCCUCCAGUUAAUGUCACAUGCAACAUAUUCAUAAACAGCUUUGGCUCUAUCGCUGAGACAACCAUGCUGCAGUUUCCCAGCCAUGGAUUUCCAACCACAGACGUGUGGUUGGUUGAAUCGUGGAUACAAAAUGAUGGAUGCGAAAGACUGGCUGGAGUUAAGUUUUGGGAUUACAGGGUAAAUAUCUUCCUUCGCCAGAAGUGGAACGAUCCUCGCCUUGCAUACAGUGAAUAUCCUGAUGACUCUUUAGACCUAGACCCUUCCAUGUUGGAUUCCAUUUGGAAACCUGAUUUGUUCUUUGCCAAUGAAAAGGGUGCCAACUUUCACGAAGUUACUACAGACAACAAAUUGUUAAGAAUUUUCAAGAAUGGAAAUGUUCUUUAUUCAAUAAGAUUGACAUUAACGCUUUCCUGUCCAAUGGAUCUCAAGAAUUUUCCAAUGGAUGUGCAAACAUGUAUAAUGCAACUGGAGAGCUUUGGAUAUACAAUGAAUGAUCUCAUUUUUGAAUGGCAAGAUGAGGCACCUGUACAAGUGGCAGAAGGACUCACUCUGCCCCAGUUUCUGUUGAAAGAAGAGAAAGAUUUACGAUACUGCACUAAACAUUACAACACAGGAAAGUUUACAUGUAUAGAAGUGCGAUUCCAUCUUGAACGACAAAUGGGAUACUAUCUGAUCCAGAUGUACAUUCCCAGUCUCCUGAUCGUUAUUCUAUCCUGGGUUUCAUUCUGGAUCAAUAUGGAUGCUGCUCCAGCCAGGGUAGCUUUGGGAAUAACUACUGUGCUGACUAUGACCACACAGAGUUCAGGAUCACGAGCUUCCUUACCAAAGGUUUCAUAUGUCAAAGCUAUUGACAUUUGGAUGGCAGUAUGCCUCCUUUUUGUGUUUUCAGCACUUUUGGAAUAUGCAGCUGUAAAUUUUGUAUCAAGACAACACAAGGAACUUCUGCGAUUUCGACGAAAGAGAAAGAAUAAGGAUGAUGAGGUAAGGGAAAGUCGAUUCAGCUUUGCAGCCUAUGGAAUGGGACCGUGUCUGCAAGCAAAAGACGGCGUGACCCCCAAGGGCCCAAACCAUCCUGUCCAGGUGAUGCCGAAAAGCCCUGAUGAAAUGAGGAAGGUCUUUGUUGACAGGGCCAAGAAGAUCGAUACCAUCUCCAGAGCCUGCUUCCCAUUAGCCUUUUUGAUUUUUAAUAUUUUCUACUGGGUUAUCUAUAAAAUUCUUAGACAUGAGGAUGUUCAUCAGCAGUAAGAUUAAGUCUCUGGGGACAUCAAGUGCAAACAGUCAAUUCAAAAGUAAGUGUCUUUGCCGUAGGUGUGUGUGCGUGUGUGUUUGUGUGUGUAUGUGUGUAUACAGUGUCAAUGAUGACCAUUGUAUUAAAACGGCAUAGAGUAAGGUAUUAUUAUGAUUUGCUGUGCAAAGUCAUGAGGCAGAUUAAAACUCUUUUAAUGGAUAUGACAUAUAUAUAUAUACAUAUACACAUAUAUGUGUAAAAUGGACAUUCUAUUUCAUAUUAAUUUUAGAGUAUCUGCUCUUUCACAGUAAAUCAUAUAAGUGGAAGUAUUACUGCCAAUGUGUUUGUAUGUUAUAUAAUAUCAUGUACUAGUACAUGUGAAAACUACUUUGGAUUCCUUGAUUUUUAAUUCAAUAACAUUAAAUCUUACAACAGAAAAUUUGCACAAUAAACUUUAUAAAAGGAAAAAGGAGAAAUGUUGAAGAUAAAAAAAGAUCAACACCUUGAGGCUUUAAAAUAUUUUCUUAUACUGUAGUUACAAAAUAGAAAAAUAAUCAGUUAAUUCAGUGGAAAACUCAAAUCAAUUAAUAGAGAACUAUAUAUACAAAUACUAUUGGACCAACUUAUAUAAU
Molecule: messenger RNA, 2505 nt
Organism: Rhinolophus ferrumequinum (greater horseshoe bat)
Lineage: Eukaryota; Metazoa; Chordata; Mammalia; Chiroptera; Rhinolophidae
Gene: GLRA3
Product: glycine receptor alpha 3
Exons: 10
Coding region: 445-1890 (481 amino acids)
Biological process (GO): chemical synaptic transmission; nervous system process; chloride transmembrane transport
Cellular component (GO): synapse; plasma membrane; neuron projection
Molecular function (GO): transmembrane signaling receptor activity; extracellularly glycine-gated chloride channel activity; transmitter-gated monoatomic ion channel activity
Source: RefSeq, a predicted model, not a curated record